GGGAGGGGCUGAGCGCGCCCGGGAGGAAUUUCGGGAUUUCGGGGGGAAUCUGGCCUUUGGAGACCCGCCCUCCCCUCCCGGGGAAAAGGAAUUCCGUGCACUUUUCCCGGAGGACCUGGAAUGCGGAGCUGAGGCAGGAAAGUUUUCCCUUCGUGGAAGGAGCGUGUCCUGGGCCAUGUUCUCCAAGAAGAAGAAGCGGGUGGAGAUCUCGGCGCCGUCCAACUUCGAGCACCGGGUGCACACGGGCUACGACCCCUCGGAGCAGCGCUUCACCGGGCUGCCCCGCCAGUGGCAGGGGCUGCUCGAGGAGUCCGCCCGCCGCCCCAAACCUCUGGUGGACCCCGCCUGCAUCACCGCCAUCCGCGGGGCCCACAAGCCCAUCGUGCGCGGCUCCAAAGGGACCCAGGAUGGGACCCCCGGGGGCCGGGACGGGACCCUGGCGUGGCUCCUGGACGAGCUGGAGGCCGUGUCCGUGUCCCGCUCCAACUCCCUGCGCCGGGACAGCCCCCCCUGCCCCUCCCGGCACCCCCCGGAGAACGGCCUGGCCCCGGGAGCCCCCCGCUCCCGGCCGGAGCCCGGCAGGAGCCGCCGCGGGGACCUGGAGCCCAGCCCGCCCCGGGCCCGGGGGGACCCCAAAGCUGCAGCCGGGCGGGAGCCGCCCCUCCCUCACCCCCACCCCUCCGGGGGCCGCCCCAAAUCCAGCUCAGCCGGAGAGGGGCCCCCACGGCCCCCGGCCCGCGAGCAGCGCCCGCUCUCGGGGCCCGACCUGCGGCCCCCCGACAUUGCCGGCGGUCCCGGGGCUCCCGCAGCGGGGCUGAAGACGGCGCCCGGACGCCCCUUCCACACCUAUCCCCGCGCCGACACCGACCCCGGCCGGGGGGGCAGCGCCCAGCACCGCCCGGGACGCCCGCAGGAGGUGACCCCCAACGGGCCGGUCCCCACCGGCCCUCCCGGCGCCUCCCACGGUGCCCCCGGCCCCCCACGCCCCAAAGCCCCAGAGCCGCCUCCCCCAGCCCCGGAGCCGCCAGCCCCGCGUCCCCCCGCGCCCGCCGCGCCGGGGGGUCCCCAGCGCGUGUCCCACGAGCAGUUCCGGGCGGCGCUGCAGAUGGUGGUGGACCCUGGAGACCCCCGCACGUACCUGGACAACUUCAUCAAGAUCGGCGAGGGCUCCACGGGCGUCGUCUGCAUCGCCACCGUGCGCGGCUCCGGCAAGCUGGUGGCCGUCAAGAAGAUGGACCUGCGCAAGCAGCAGCGGCGAGAGCUGCUCUUCAACGAGGUGGUGAUCAUGCGGGACCACCAGCACGAGAACGUGGUGGAGAUGUACAACAGUUACCUGGUGGGUGACGAGCUCUGGGUGGUCAUGGAGUUCCUGGAGGGCGGUGCCCUGACUGACAUCGUCACCCACACCAGGAUGUCAGAGGAGCAGAUCGCGGCCGUGUGCCGCUCGGUGCUGCGGGCGCUCGCCGUGCUCCAUGCCCAGGGCGUUAUCCACCGCGACAUCAAGAGCGACUCCAUCCUCCUGACGCAUGACGGGCGGGUGAAACUCUCAGAUUUCGGCUUCUGUGCCCAAGUGAACAAGGAGGUGCCGCGGCGCAAGUCCCUGGUGGGGACUCCCUACUGGAUGGCCCCCGAGCUCAUCUCCCGCCUGCCCUACGGCCCAGAGGUGGACAUCUGGUCCCUGGGGGUGAUGGUCAUCGAGAUGGUGGAUGGGGAACCCCCCUAUUUCAACGAGCCCCCCCUCAAAGCCAUGAAGCUGAUCCGGGACAACCUUCCCCCCCGGCUCAAGAACGGCCACAAGGUGUCCCCGUCCCUGAAGGGGUUCCUGGAGCGGAUGCUGGUGCGGGACCCGGCGCAGCGGGCCAGCGCCCCGGAGCUGCUCCGUCACCCCUUCCUGGGUGUGGCGGGCCCCCCCGCCUGCAUCGUGCCCCUCAUGCGGCAGCACCGGCUGCGGUGAGACCCCUCCCCACCCUGGGGGGAUCCCCUGGCCCCCUCCCGCUCCCCCUGCUCCUCCUCCUCGGCGACACCCCCAAACAGGAGCGGGACUGGGAUGUUCCUGGGGGGCACCGGCCCCCCCGACCUGUACUACUGAGCUGGGGACCACACAGCAGAGAUUUUGGGGGGGAGGGCAGCUGUCACCCCAGAGAUUUGGGGGUGCAGGGGCUCAUCCUGGUCCCUGCCGCCUUUGGGACCCAUUUUGGGGCAUUUCCCCCCUUUUUUUUGUUUUUAGUCCCCUCUUUUCUGCCCCUUUUGGGCACGGGGGUGUGGCCCCCCUACAUCUCUGUGAGGGGGGGGGUCCCCGAAACUGCAGUCCCCCCUCUCCCCCCACCACACCACACUACUGAUUCGGGGUGUGCCCCCCCCGGGCCCUCCUCGCCUGUUUUUGUUGAUUUUGGGUUUUUUUUUUUGUUGUUGUUGGUUCCUCCUCCCCGGAACUCCCCCCCGCUCCCACGGUUUUGUUUUUUAACAAAGUGAUAUUUAUAUGGUCAGGUUUUGUACCGCACGGGACGGGGGGGCCCCGGGGGGACACGGG
Messenger RNA from Pseudopodoces humilis (Tibetan ground-tit), 2530 nucleotides. Lineage: Eukaryota; Metazoa; Chordata; Aves; Passeriformes; Paridae. The record is from RefSeq and is a predicted model, not a curated record.